AUGGAGAAAACAAGCUUCUGUAGUAAUGCUGCCUCUUCUCUGAAUUACAAGGUUUUCAGCACCUCUGUUCCUAAACAAGGAAACCUUUUGAACGUGGCUGGAGAUGGCCUUUUCUGGAAUGAGGCAGAUGUGGUCCAGGCAACCAACAACUUCAGCCAUGACAGUAAAAUCAGUGAGGGCACCUUUGCAGUCACCUACCGAGGGCAAAGGCAUGGCACACUGUUGGUCUUCAAGAAGCUCAGUGAGGCAGCCUGCUCAAGCCCAGGAGCAACUGAAAGAUUCUUCCAGAAGGAACUGCAGGUUUGUCUGAGAUGCUGCCACCCCAAUGUCUUACCUCUGUUUGGUUUCUGCACUGGAAGAGGGUUUCACAGCUUGAUCCACCCCUACAUGGCAAAUGGUUCCUUACAGGACAGACUCCAGGAUCAGGGUGGCUCAGCCCCUCUGUCCUGGCCCCUGCGAAUCAGCAUCUGCUCUGGGCUGUUCCAAGCAGUGGUGCAUCUGCAUGGCCUGGAGAUCAUCCAUAGCAACAUCAAGAGCUCUAAUGUUUUGCUAGACCAGAACUUCAUCCCUAAGCUGGCUCAUCCAGUGGCUCACCUGCAUCCUGUCAGCAAAAGGUCACAAUACACCAUGAUGAAAACCCACCUCUUCCAGGCCUCAGCUGCAUAUCUGCCAGAAGAUUUCAUCAGAGUGGGACAGCUGACCAAGCGAGUCGAUGUUUUUAGCUGUGGAAUAGUCUUAGCUGAAGUUCUCACUGGCAUUCCUGCCCUGGACAGUGGCCGGAGCCCAAUUUACCUGAAAGAUCUGCUCCUGAGGGAGGUUCCAGGUAGCACCACCACACUCUCCUCCAAGAAGAUGGACGGAGAGAAGAAGAUGGCAAAGGAGAUCUGCUCCAAGUACCUGGAGAGGCGUGCGGGGAAGCUGCCCGAGGACUGUGCCCAGGCCCUGGCCCUGGCCACCUACCUCUGCCUACGGAGGCGCAAUGCUAGCCUGGUGGAGAUCUGUGACUCUGUGAUGGCCUGGGAGGAGCGGCUCAGAGGUCAGGAGAUGUUGCUCACCUGGAGCGGGCUUUCAUCGGACACAGGUGCCUCCUCCAAUACCCCAGAAGAAACUGAUGACGUGGACAAUUCCAGCCUCAGUGCUGCCCCUUUCGUGAGGGAGGUGCCCUGGGCAGAAGCUGCCUUUUCACCUCUCCCCAUGGAGGGUGGGGAAAUGGAAGCUGACUCGCGCCUGCAGGCUUGUGCCAGCCUGCUGCCCAUACCUGAUGCUACAGAGACUUCAUGGAAAAUUGAAAUCAAUGAAGCCAAAAGGAAGCUGAUGGAGAACAUCCUGCUCUACAAAGAGGAGAAAGUAGACAGUAUUGAACUUUUUGGCCCUUGA
Messenger RNA from Elephantulus edwardii (Cape elephant shrew), 1377 nucleotides. RefSeq names its product interleukin-1 receptor-associated kinase 2 (gene IRAK2). Gene Ontology annotation, molecular function: ATP binding; protein kinase activity. The transcript is spliced from 9 exons. Lineage: Eukaryota; Metazoa; Chordata; Mammalia; Macroscelidea; Macroscelididae. The coding region runs from base 1 to 1377 and encodes 458 amino acids. Gene Ontology annotation, cellular component: plasma membrane. Gene Ontology annotation, biological process: protein phosphorylation. The record is from RefSeq and is a predicted model, not a curated record.